UGGAUGUCACUAUCUACUCUAUCACAGCAACAUCAUGAUUGAGAGUUACGGACCAGUCACACAAACAUUGCUGGGGACUCUUUUCACGUGGGGAUUGACAGCUUUAGGUGCUGGAUUUGUGUUCAUUUUUCAGAGUGGGCAGCGAAAAAUACUUGAUGGAAGUCUAGGGUUUGCAGCUGGUGUGAUGACUGCUGCCUCCUACUGGAGCCUGCUGGCCCCAGCCAUAGAAAUGGCAGAGCACUCUGGUUUGUACGGCCAGGAGGGACAGUGGGCCUUUCUACCAGUGGCUGUUGGCUUUAGCCUGGGUGCAGUUUUUGUCUAUAUGGCAGACAUUUUAAUGCCUUACUUGUCCCCAGGAGUCACUCCGACAAGUCUGGCAUUGUCUGUAGAACAUAAUCCCAAGCUCCUGAAGGAUGGUGACAUUCCAUACGAGGUGUCUGUACAGGGCGAUGGACCAGACAGCACUGUUAGUUGUUCAGUAGAAGAUUACAGUGGCACUAAGCGACGACGCCCCCAGUCCUGGCGAGAAGCAGCCUCAAAUCACGAUGAGUCAAAUUCUAUAGGUGACAAACAAGAAACUUUGUCAACCAGUCAAUCUGUCAGCUGGAAAAGGAUAUUUUUGUUAAUUAUAGCCAUCACAAUUCAUAACAUUCCAGAAGGCCUUGCUGUGGGUGUUGGGUUUGGUGCCAUAGGGAAAACAAAAGCUGCAACAUUUGAAAAUGCCAGAAAUCUUGCAAUUGGGAUAGGUAUUCAGAAUUUCCCAGAAGGCCUAGCUGUUAGUUUACCAUUGCGAGGGGCUGGUAUGUCAGUAUGGAAGAGUUUCUGGUAUGGGCAGUUGAGUGGGAUGGUGGAGCCUAUAGCUGGAAUCCUUGGGGCCUUUGCUGUGGUCAUCGCAGAACCUGUGCUGCCAUAUGCACUCGCCUUUGCUGCAGGGGCUAUGAUAUAUGUUGUGAUGGAUGAUAUUGUGCCUGAGGCUCAAACAUGUGGAAAUGGUAAACUGGCCUCUUGGGGAGCUGUAGCAGGUUUUGUUGUAAUGAUGUCACUUGAUGUGGGACUUGGAUAGUGCUGAAGAUAGACAGCAGCAUACUAUAUAAAGCACUGAUUUGAAAUUUGGGUGAUGUUAGCUGUGAUACCCGGGCGACAACUCGUAAACAUGCCAAAUGUACAUGCGGGGGAAAUAUCGGUAAUAAAUCAGUGAUUGUGUUCAGGUAAUUUGUGUGGAGAGCACAAAUUCUGCACUUAAUUGUGAAGCAUAUAAUUCUGCAUUAUGAUGAUCAACACAUGUAGGCCUAAUGUUCAAAUUAUCUUGAAUUUUGAUACAUUUAAAUUUAUUUUCUUUGAAAAAUAUUUUAGAAAUAUGUUUACUUACUCUGGUUAUAUUGAAAGUAUUGUUGAUUUUAGCAUUGUUACGCUGUAUGUAAAGAUUGGUUAUGUUUGCCAUUGUUUUACUUGCUGUUGACUGAUGUUUUCAAGUACAUGUGUGGUCAUCAGCAUCAGGUUAACUUUUUAUAUAAUGUGAGCAUACAACAUCAAGUAGUGUCAAGUUACUAUUUAUGUAUUUUUAUGUUGUAUUUAAUUAUAACUGUGAGGUUAACAUCACUGCCAUGAGAGAUUACUCUGAAAUAGAUAAAUGUUUGGCUGUUUCCAAAUUAUCUGCAACAUCAUCUGCUCUGAACCAUUACAUUAACUAUCCUGGAAAUUUGUUCUGUUGCCUGCACUCUCCACAAGGUGUCUAUGCUGGAAGCCAUUAAAAAAAAAUUUCUUGUGUCCUUAAAGUUUCGGAAUUCGGAAUUCAUAUGAUUCCAUCGUCCUUAGAUAAUAUAGACUAGACUGUUGCCGUUAACUCUAAUUUAACCUUAUAUCCAGGUCCAUCUGGAUUUCACAAACCACCUUGUUGGUAUUGUGUGACUGUGUAUGCUGUAAGGAUGGACUGGGCUGCUUGUCUCUAAAUUCAGAUAUAUUUCGAUAUUUUCCCUCAUAAUAGUUGCUAUUUGUUGCUUCUGGUCAUUAUUAUGUCAAGUUUAAGACUCCAAAACAUGUUAUAUUUUUUUAAUCCACAACUUUAAGAAAUUUGUGUUUAUUUUGGUCCAUGUCAAGCCUUUUGGAAUCGAAAAUGGCAUUUAAUGAAAUUUUGCUCCUAUUGAUACGCCAAUUACAAUUGUGUUAAUUGCGGCAUUAUGGUUUUUGAUCAUAAUUCAAGAGUAACUAGGUAAGACAAAAGUCACAAUUACCUCAGGUUAAAGGUAACCUAUAUUAAAGCAUGUAACUUUGACUUCUUCAGUAAAGCACACCAACUUUCCGGUAACUGAAUGGCAGAGUAUAGAUCUAUAUUUUCUGAAAGUCAUCUCAGAGAUCUCUGAUUUCAAUAUGGUUGUGUCAUAUAUUCAGACCCUGACGAACAAAAUUCAAGUACUGUAAUUCUUCAAUCUUUCGCAUGUUUGAAAGGUGUUCAUUCAAGGAUAGUCUGAAGGAAUUAUUCUGUGUUGACUGAUAAAAUUAUACAAUCUAAUCAGUAUAGGUUUGUCUACAAAAUUAAAUUAAAAAUGUGCAUAAAUUGCCCUGAACGUUACUCUUUCAUAUGCAAAAAAAAUUGAGGAAUAAGGGUAUUUGAGGAAAUACGCAAAAGUAAUAAGCAAAUACCAAAUAUAUUCUAUAGUAAUGCAUAGAAAUCACCAGUUAUAGGAUGUCUUUGUCAUAGAAACCAAGGAAUGGCCUGUGAAGUAAAUCUUGACAGCUUCAGCUUCUUUUGGCACAAAUCUUUCUUAAUACAUAGCUUAAGACAUUCCAGAGUGAAAUCUGGAUUUUGAAUUAAAUUGAUGUUAAAAGGACCAUGUGGGACAUAUGUUAUUGAUAAGUAAACCUUCAAGGUGUGUGAAGUUUUUCUGGAAGAUUUUUGUGCUGCAUGUGUAUAUGCCUCAGUACCUACUAACUCCAGCUUUACAGUAUACUGUAUAUGUGCUCAGGCUAUAAAUAAUGUAUUCAACAGAAAUGAUUCAACCCUGGACACUUGUGUGUUUUGACCCAUUGACAUACAUACUCCAAUCUGGUUGCCCUUGUACCAAAUGUACCAAGGCACAAGUCCAGGCAGGGCCCUGUAAACAGCUAGCUCAGCUACCUGCAGAGGUUGAUGAUUGGAACUGGGUUAUGUUCCUUUAGUGGAGAUACUGAACUGUGUAAAACCAACCAGCAGGGAACAGAGCACUGUGUAUCACCACCUCUCCACCCUACCAUCCUGCUCUUUCUCACUUACUCUCUCCCUAUUACCAAUUACUCCAGGCAAAUUGCAGCACCUGUCAAAAGUGGACACUUCCACCUGAUUUACCAGUACUGCCAGAGUAUGAUAUUGGAGAUCAGACGGCUUCUUGGUAAAUUGGUGUGAAACGCUCAGUAUAAAACUUGGCCCACACCUAGCAUGUCUAAGCAGGUUCAAUGAGAGAUAAAUGAAAUGUGUCAGUAAGAAGUAAACAAACAUGUUCCUUGUAAAAGGACUCAUACUGAUAGUGUCUAGACAGAAACUUGUGUUUCACUUUCCAUCUGUAAUGUCUGUACAAUCCUCCUCUUCAUUUGGGACAUUUGGAUCCUUCCCAUAAAACUUAGCCCAGUGCCCUGCCAAAUGUAUGAAGGGCUGUGUGAAAUACAUGUAAUUAGCUUCGAUGACUCGUUAAGCUCUUCUUUGUUAAAAGAGAUAUGAACAAAUAUUAAGUUUUUGUAUAAUUAAAUUGUGUUUGAGAAGGUCCUUGAGUUAUUUGUUGUUAAGGCCUAGUAAUUAUCUUUCUUGUGACAGACCACCUUUGUUAAUUGAGCCUUGCCAAUGCACAGAUAUUUACAAAUAUUUAUGUUCUGACCAUGAUUAUUGUCCUCUGUUUUACCUGCACAAAUUCCAAGACCUAAAUUCCUGUGUCUUUUUCUGGUGUCCUGUCUGUACUAUGUACAUUUGUGUAACUGCAUUACAUGCCAUUCAUGUGGGUGAUUUUAGGA
Messenger RNA from Liolophura sinensis, 3978 nucleotides. RefSeq names its product zinc transporter ZIP11-like. Lineage: Eukaryota; Metazoa; Mollusca; Polyplacophora; Chitonida; Chitonidae. The transcript is spliced from 10 exons. Bases 35 to 1063 code for a protein of 342 amino acids. Gene Ontology annotation, molecular function: zinc ion transmembrane transporter activity. Gene Ontology annotation, biological process: zinc ion transmembrane transport. Gene Ontology annotation, cellular component: membrane. The record is from RefSeq and is a predicted model, not a curated record.